GGUUUCUCGGGGUUUGACCAGCUGUCCCGGGCUAACCCUGCUCCUCGCUGAAGAUGGAGGAAGUAAAAACAGGAUUACCCUUAGCUACAGAUCCACUGCCUUAGUUUCCACCACCAACUGCAGUGCACAAACACACGUUAGGCACAGGAAAGAAAGAAAGAGAGAGGACACACACACAGUAAACACAAACAAAAGGGUGAUGGGAUUAUUUUACUGCAUGCACUGCUGAGCCCGACAUUGUCACCUCCUCUUUGAGGGGUUAGAAGAAGCUGAGAUCUCCGGACAGAGCUGGAAAUGGUGAUGAAUCUUUUUUAAUCAAAGGACAAUUUCUUUUCACUGCACUUUGACUAUGGAAACAGAGGCUAUUGAUGGCUAUAUAACGUGUGACAAUGAGCUUUCACCUGAAAGGGAGCACUCCAGUAUGGCUAUUGACCUCACCUCAAGCACACCCAAUGGACAGCAUGCCUCACCAAGUCACAUGACAAGCACAAAUUCAGUAAAGCUAGAAAUGCAGAGUGAUGAAGAGUGUGACAGGAAACCCCUGAGCCGUGAAGAUGAGAUCAGGGGCCAUGAUGAGGGUAGCAGCCUAGAAGAACCCCUACUUGAGAGCAGCGAGGUGGCUGACAACAGGAAAGUCCAGGAGCUUCAAGGCGAGGGAGGAAUCCGGCUUCCGAAUGGUAAACUGAAAUGUGACGUCUGUGGCAUGGUUUGCAUUGGGCCCAAUGUGCUUAUGGUACAUAAAAGGAGUCACACUGGUGAACGCCCCUUUCACUGUAACCAGUGUGGAGCUUCUUUUACUCAGAAGGGAAACCUUCUGAGACACAUAAAGUUACACUCUGGAGAGAAGCCGUUCAAAUGUCCAUUCUGUAGCUACGCCUGUAGAAGAAGGGACGCCCUCACAGGACACCUCAGGACCCAUUCUGUGGGUAAACCUCACAAGUGCAACUACUGUGGACGGAGCUACAAGCAACGCAGUUCACUGGAGGAGCACAAGGAACGCUGCCACAACUAUCUCCAGAAUGUCAGCAUGGAGGCUGCUGGGCAGGUCAUGAGUCACCAUGUACCUCCUAUGGAAGAUUGUAAGGAACAAGAGCCUAUUAUGGACAACAAUAUUUCUCUGGUGCCUUUUGAGAGACCUGCUGUCAUAGAGAAGCUCACGGGGAAUAUGGGAAAACGUAAAAGCUCCACUCCACAAAAGUUUGUGGGGGAAAAGCUCAUGCGAUUCAGCUACCCAGAUAUUCACUUUGAUAUGAACUUAACAUAUGAGAAGGAGGCUGAGCUGAUGCAGUCUCACAUGAUGGACCAAGCCAUCAACAAUGCAAUCACCUACCUUGGAGCUGAGGCCCUUCACCCUCUGAUGCAGCACCCGCCAAGCACAAUCGCUGAGGUGGCCCCAGUUAUAAGCUCAGCUUAUUCUCAGGUCUAUCAUCCAAAUAGGAUAGAAAGACCCAUUAGCAGGGAAACCUCUGAUAGUCAUGAAAACAACAUGGAUGGCCCUAUCUCUCUCAUCAGACCAAAGAGUCGACCCCAGGAAAGAGAGGCCUCUCCCAGCAAUAGCUGCCUGGAUUCUACUGACUCAGAAAGCAGCCAUGAUGACCACCAGUCCUACCAAGGAAACCCUGCCUUAAAUCCCAAGAGGAAACAAAGCCCAGCUUACAUGAAGGAGGAUGUAAAGGCUUUGGAUACUACCAAGGCUCCUAAGGGCUCUCUGAAGGACAUCUACAAGGUCUUCAAUGGAGAAGGAGAACAAAUUAGGGCCUUCAAAUGUGAGCACUGCCGUGUCCUUUUCCUAGACCAUGUCAUGUACACCAUUCACAUGGGUUGUCAUGGCUACCGGGACCCACUGGAAUGCAACAUCUGUGGCUAUAGAAGCCAGGACCGUUACGAGUUUUCAUCACACAUUGUUCGAGGGGAGCACACAUUCCACUAGGCCUUUUCAUUCCAAAGGGGACCCCUAUGAAGUAACGAACUGCACAUGAAGAAAUACUGCACUUACAAUCCCACCAUCCGUCAGAUCUUGACAUACCUUUUUUUUAAUAUUAUUACUGUCAAUAAUUCUUAUUUUGUGGACGCAGUGUCAUUUGUUCUGCCUAAUUACAGUAAGGAAAAUACAGAAGAGAAGGGAUGGGGAUAUUGUUUCUUGAUAAAUUGGCUUGUUUAUUUUGUGAGAAUUUAAGAGAGUUUGUUUCUUGGAAAAUCAUUUGAUCUGUGUAGAGUCACCUAAAAGAUUCUACUUUGCCACUGAUAUUCAGGAUUGUGAUUGAAGGCAGGAAAAUUCAGUUUUCUGGGUACUACUUUGGCAGUUUUAAAUGUGUAAGUAAUUUUAUUCUUGAAAGAAGAAUUUGUUUCAAAAUGUAAACCAGGUUUUUUUUUUUUUUUUCCCUUCUUUAGAGAUCACGGAACACAAACACAUGUUAUUUUCAGUGAUAACUCCUAGGAUGAGCUGAGUUGUUGUGGAUUCUAUGUUUACUUCCCCUAUGGAAUUUAUAAUUAAGUACGUUUUACACUGUACCAUAGAGCAAAGCUUUUGAACUACAGGUAGUCAAGGACCACCUACAAUACACCUGAGGUCCUAUAAUCUUAUUUUUCUAAACUUUUAAGCACUGUUUUUCCAUAGUUUUGAUGACUGGCAUUUUGUAGACACCCUGGCAGCCUUACUUUGAACACCUUUAACAAAUAGUUAUUUUAUAUGGUUUUCAGAAUAACAUAUGGUCUAAGAGUGGAUAAGAGGCAGUCAGUAAUUACUGGGAGAGACUCCUACUUUAAUUUGUUUGGGACAUUUUCUUUUAAAAGUCGUAAUGUGAUGGCAGCAUAGUAUACACAUAUGUUUCUAAAAGUAUGCUUACGAUUGUCACUUUAUCAGCAUUUAAUCAGUGUUAACGAGUCAGCAGAAAAAUAUAAUUAGGCUCACAGUAGGAGGAAAAAAAAAAACUCACAAAUCUCUUUUCUGGUAUUUCUCUUUUUUCACUGAUUUUUUUCAAGCUGUGACCACCCAGUGUUCUGUCUAUAGUCCAUUUGUAUUUUACUCUUUGAGUAGAAGGUCUUUUAAAGUCUUGCUAUAGGCUAUUUCAUUCAAAGAAUCCUCAGAGCAACUGUUAAUUUGACCAGAAUGUGGUAACUUGAACCCUGGAAGGUUAUCAACUAGGGCUAUUUUUUCUAGUAUUUCUUCAGUAAUGAUUUUUACCACUUUUGCUGAAAAAAAAAAAAAAAAGGGAACUUCUUUUUAACCUGUACAUUGUACUGCAGAUGAUACAAAAACAAAAAUCAAAGUUUACUUUAUUCUUCCUGGAGUCUAGAAUACGACAGAACCUCCGAGUUAAGGUCCUGCCCAUCUUUCUGUUUCAGAGUCAUUCAACUCUGUAAAUCCUUGUCAGAAAUGAGUAUCAAUCUCUUCAUAUAGAAUGUCUAUUCUUUUAAUCGAUAUAUGACAUACGUUGCCAUUUUCCUGUGCAGAUUUCAAUUUCAUUGAUACAGGUGCUGAUUUUUCUUUGCAAUCCAACAGCAUUAGAGAGGCAGAACCGAGUGAUACUCAUUCAAGUCAUUUUGGGGAAUGCACUUGCUUUUGUUUGGGGAGGAUGGCCUGACUGAACUGGAUUAUCUGAUAAACAUCUGUGAAUACUGAAAUCCUAUUAAGCAGUAACUGAUAAACUGCUCUAAAAGACCCUCAACUAGGAUCUGAAACUGUUUCUUAAUAUAGUGUGAUGUGAGAAUUACCGAGACAGAGAACUGUGGACAGAUAAGCAGCUCUGGCCCCAGUACCUAGCUCUUCAACUCAUUUUCUAAUUUACCAUUUGCUUACUUAAGCAACUUCUAAGCACUAACACAGCUAGAACAUGGGGUGGUGGUGGUUAAACUCAGCUCUCUUGUAUUAAUCCCCAUCAUAAUUAUUUUUGGAGAAAUGUCUCAACUGUUUCUUUAAACCUAAGAGAAUGCAACAAAAUACAUGUGUGGAAUGUCAACCGUUGGGCGUUUUUUUUUUUUUUUUCGUGCAUGCCCUGGUACAUUGUGAUCAUGUAUACAAUUUACUGAGGGGUAAAGCAUGUCUUUAAGACUCCUUCACCUCCAUCUACCCAAAUCACUCCCAAAUAGUAAUUUGGAAUGCCAUUUAUUUUCCUGUUGGAUGAAGUAAAUAAUUUUCAGAUCCACGAUUUAGUGUUUUACUGCAAUUUCAGGAAAAUGUUGGAUGUCGUUAUGGUUAUAAUUUUGGUUGGUUGUGAAUUUCUCCUGGUAUCAUCUGUGAAUUUUCUUCCUGCUUCCUGUUCUUUUCUUUUUUUCUUCUUUUCUUUUUUAUUCCAGUAUAUGAACAAUCAUGUAGCUACCUGCCCUGUGAUGAAAGUGGAUUUGGGUGGACCUAAAGAAUUAUGUAAUUCCCUAAGAAGAUAGUACUCAUGCACUCUCUUUUUCUGCUUGCUCUUUAUGGGAAUCUAUUUUUUUGAAGAGAGUUAACAGUUGUGAGAGUAUAUUUGAUACAAGUAUGCACUUGUAUUUUCUUAGCUUCAUGAUACAAGGAACAGAAAGAAGUGGAAAUGGCUAGGGUGUGGCAAGGAUAAAUGAGGACAAGGUCUAUUCAAAUUUGUAGGUUAGAAGGAAUUUUUGUAGACAUAGUGCUUUCUGAGAAACUCUAGAAGGCUCUAUUUGCAUGCCUCUUCUUCACAAAAGGAGAGAUGCAAGGUGGUAGUACCUAAAAAUAAACAUGAGGGUCAGGCACCAAAUCAAGUUUUACAUAACAGUUGCAUGCAGUUUAUUUAGGCGAGAUUUUACAUUGCAGGAAGUAUUUGCAGGGCAUGAAAAUGGGUUAUCCUCUGUAUAUUCCAAUUUGGCAAAAAAUCAGAAAUUUAUCACAUUGUUUUGCCCUAAUUUUACAGAAUUUUGUCUAUAGCGGUUACUGAAGAAAUGUGCAGCCUCUCCCUAAUAGUGAUGAAUCAUGUUGAAAAAGCCAUUCUAAUCAGGCUUUUUAAGACAGUUAAAGUGACCAGUGGGCAGAUUGGAAAAGAUUUCGAGUUUUUGAAACAUUCCGUUAAGAAUCUUCUGGAGGAUGAGAGGAUGAGAGAUAAGGAUUUAGAUCUGACUACAAAGUAGGAAGUGUUUCUCCUACAUACAUACCGGCAAUUGUAUGUAUGAAUCAUAGUGCAUAUGUACGUGUGUAUCACACACAUUGUUUUAAAGAAAAUUUAUGAAAAGAAGCAAUUAGGGUAUGUGGUAUAAGAACAUAUAGUUAAAAUUAUAGUUAAUGCCUGAGCAAUUAGGAGGAUUUACUUUACCAGAUGGUAUUAAGAAAUGCUACAGUUACAAGUGUGUCUUUAGGCCUAGCAGCAACUAUUAAAACUAAACCCUGGGUGUUUAUUAUCUCUUUCCAGAACAAAAUGGAACGAAUGAUGGAAAAAAAAAAAAGACUUUAAGCUGACUUGAUGUAAAUUUAAAGAAAUACAAUCUCCUUUUUGAUAGGAAGAAAAUACCGAAAAGCAGAAUUAUCAGCCUUAUUUGUUGACAAAUAGAAAUGAUAAGAGUAUUUUAGUGCGCUUAAUAAGUAUUUUUUUAUUUGUAGUUUUUGUGUCUCUGUUGUACACUUCACAAACCAUGAAGUCUUUAUGGUAUUUUAUAAAUGUUUAAAGUUACACCAGAGAAGGCAUUUAGAUGAAAAUUAUGUUUUAAUAUUUUCCAAAUCAUAUUUCACCCUGUCUCCAAAAUGAUUUUUAGAGUAGAAAAAGGCAGAAAUGGCUGCAAGAAUACAAACAAAAACUGUAUGCCUGUGUUUCAAAACAGAACUUAGAGUGUAAGAGGUACUAGCUACAUCUUUUUUUUUUUUUGACUUUGGAUUGUUCAUUUUACCAAAAGGGAUAAGUUAUAUUUUUGUUCAUCUUCAUUACAUUUUAUAUAUUUAACAAGUACUAUCUAGAUGAAGACUAUUGUAAAACAGAAAAUCCCCAAAUCCAGAAGGAAAAAAAAAAGUUUAUAUGUGGUGGGGGGUGAAAUUGAAGUGUGUAUAUAUGAAAGCUAACUUGGUAAUAUUUUAAUCCUCCAGUUUCUGCAAAAUAAUUAAAAUAUACAGUAACUGGUCUCUUAAAAUUCUGAAUUUAAUGUAUUAAAUACUUACUUUUUUUUUAUAUUGGUGCCUUUUUAAAAUGCAUUGAGAGUGUUGGUUAGCUACUGUAGCUCCACGACACUUUUAUUAUGUAUUUUUAAAAAUCACUUAAACUUAAGUACUAAGGAACUCAUUUCUGUGUUCUUAGAGCAAAACUGUUCAAGCAAUUUCCAAAACAAAAACUUUCAGCUCAGUUGUUAAAAGUAAAAAGACACCUGAUUUUAAAUUUUUUAGUUUGAUAGUAUUUCUGAAUACCAUUAUAAGAUUAUGCAGGUAAAACAUAAGGUAGAUUGGUUUUAGCUGAGGAUUGAAUGUGUUUUUGUUUUGUUUUUAAGGAUGAAUAAGUUCUGUCUCACACAAGGACUUAUUAGUGGGAUUUUUGGUCAAUAAAAUACAGUAUUGUUUUGGAUUUUCAUCUCCAGACUAGUGUUAUUCUAGUCUUCAAACUUCUGUCUUCUAAUCUGUUAAGGUUUUAUAGAAGAAAAAAGCAGAUAAUUAAUUCUCCUUGAACAAAACAAGUGAACAGUCAUAUCUCAUUGCUGUUCUCUAAAGCAUGAUCUCUAAUGGUUCCAUACCAUGGUUGUGUAUUACUUGCAAUGGAUGUGUUAGGAUAUGACAGCUUUAAAAAAAAAAAAUGAGCUGCUGGUUAUACAAAGCAAAUGUCAAUGACCAAGAAGCUGUGAUAUGCUAGUGUCCUUUUUAUCAUAGUGUAUUGCCCAGGCCAAAUAAUGACACCUUGACUAUUUUUACAUUUAUUGCAGAAACCUACAAUUUUGGGAUUUCCAUAAGGUUUUUAUGUAACAUUCUAUUUCUAGCUUUUUAGUUUUAUCUUGCUGUACUGUAAGUUUGUGAAUAUUUUUCACAUGCACUCUUAGAAUAAGUUCAUAAUUCUGUCAAUGGGUUUCUUUCUCCCAUAACAUGGCAUUUGUAUAUUUUCUGUGUAACUUCGUAGUGAAUUAACCUUUAUCCCUUACGGAGAGUGGUACAUAAAUGACUAGUUUUCUAAGAUGUCCUUUUUAUUGUGAAUGAAAUAUAAAAUUAAGGGGCCCUCUGCUAAGCCACAUAAAGUACGGCAUAUAACUUCAAGUAGGUACUAGUAAGCAAAUUUGCAGUGAAUUGGGCCUUCACAUUACCUCAAGUGAUACAGUUAAAAAAAAAAAAAAAAAAGGUGGUUGAAUGGGUGGAGGUCACUGAAUCCCCUACUAUGCACUUACCAGGAUUUUACUUCAUUUAAUUUACUGGAAAUUGAUUUUUUUUAAAAAGAUGAAUACACUGUAUCAAGGGAAGAGAUCUGAGUUGUUUUUAUUGUUUUUUUUUUUUAAGUCGUUCAAAUUCUGAAACUGUGAUGAAAAAAAUUGACUGUCAAGCACUCAGAUUUUGAACAUAAAUCAGUUUCCCUCUGUGUAACAAAGUUCUAUUUGUUAUCUCUUCUUAAAUUUUAUAAACCUCUCCUCCCCGUUCACACCCCCUGCACACACACCUCUGUACUUUCUGUUCGUCUUCUUUCCAUCAUCGUCUCUGGUUGUCUUUGCCCCUCUUGUCCCCUACUAGUUUGAUGAUUAGGUCGUUUCUUACUUUGAAUUCAUUGGUCUCUUAAGUCUUAAUUUUUUUGUUUGUGAUUUUUGUUGGCUGUGUAAUCUGCUGACAUAUUUUUAUACUCAAGUGUAGUUUUAUAUUGAAACGUGGUUGGAUUAAAAAUAGUAAACUAUAUAACCCUCGUGUUACUUUCACUUUUAAAUAUUGGAUAUAUAAAAUAUGACUCCAGAGAUUGUGUAAUCAUGUUAUGGUAUGUUUGCCUUCUUUUUUUGAUGGGUUUUAUAUUCUAAUUUGGCUUUCCUUCAAAAAUGUGUAUCAUGAGAGACUAGACAGAUUUUUGCAGGUAUUUAGUAAGAUGUUAAAAAUGUAAAGCAGAGAGUCUUAAUUUUCUCCCUAUUGGGAAAAAAAAUGCUUUAACAUUACUGUAAUAAUAUUCCAGGUUUGGAGGGGGUCUCUAGGCCCCAGAUUUACUCUAAAUAGUUAGACCUUUUAGACCAUGUGUUAUUUGCAAUCUCAGAAUGAUUGCUUCUGCUACUUAGCUUGAAAGAUAUUACUGUUUUUUUUUUUCUGUACAAGUGCAAUACUCCCCUUGAAGUCUUAAAAACUACGGUGUUUUUUUUCUUUUUUUGACAUAUUCUCUUUUUUAUAUAAUGACAAAAAGAAACCAUUGAAAAUCAUAAUAUAUUAAAAGAUACAACGAGCAGAGAGAAAAACCACUCCAUAAUCAAAACAUUAGACUGUGAAAACCACUGGUCUAAUCUCAUGAUAUCGUUAUUUAGCCUACAUUUUUAGCCUCAUUUUACUGAAAUGAGCAAUCUUUUGCUUGAGAAGU
This is a messenger RNA of Tupaia belangeri chinensis (Chinese tree shrew), 8450 nucleotides long. It is a transcript of the gene IKZF2, whose product is annotated as IKAROS family zinc finger 2. NCBI's taxonomy places the organism in Eukaryota, Metazoa, Chordata, Mammalia, Scandentia, Tupaiidae. Gene Ontology annotation, biological process: regulation of transcription by RNA polymerase II. Gene Ontology annotation, molecular function: RNA polymerase II cis-regulatory region sequence-specific DNA binding; DNA-binding transcription factor activity. The record is from RefSeq and is a predicted model, not a curated record. The transcript is spliced from 9 exons. The coding region runs from base 350 to 1930 and encodes 526 amino acids.